AUGGCGAUUUUGGCGAUUUUUUCUAGGAAAAUAGCCAGAAUCAUCUUUCUCUUGGUGAUGGAUAUUAAUCUUGUUGAAGUGAUGCAAGGAAUGUCGAUUGAGGAGGAUAAGCCAAUCAUCAUACCAGAGGACGAUACUUAUUGUGCGAUGGAAAGAGGAAGAAGUAGUCUUCUGGGAAGAUUGCUUAAUCCAGAGGCGCAGAACAUGUCUCGAAUGCUGAGAACGAUGCCAAAGAUAUGGAAAGUGUACGAGAGAGUCAGGGGAAUUGCGCUUUCAAGAGAUAGAUUUCAGUUUUUUUUUGAUCUUGAGACUGAUAUCAAGACAGUGCUGAAGCAAGGAUUCUGGACUUUCAAUGAUUGGGGAAUGGCCCUGGAGAGAUGGGUUGAAGCUCCUCCGAGAUCCUACCUUCAAACAGCAGCAGUGUGGGUCAGACUGAGAAACAUUCCAGUUAACUAUCUCACGGCGAAAACGAUAGAUGCGAUUGCUGAUGGCAUUGGCCAUGUGGAGGUGAUUGAGUUUGACCCGGAGAAACCCUUACUCAAUGAUUAUGUGAGGGUUCAAGUGACCAUUGAUCUCAACGUCCCGGUGAGAGACAAGAAGUCGCUCAACUUACCUGGUGGUCGAGUGGAAUACAUUGAUGUAGAGUAUGAAAGAAUAAGGAAGAAGUGCUAUCAUUGUAUGCGGCUGUCACAUGAGAAACAAAAAUGUUCUCUCCUUCAGAGAACGAAGAACAAAGGAAAAGAGGUGGCUGUGCCUCCUAAUGGUAAGCAACACCAGCCUAGUGGUAGCCGUCAACAUCACAUUGACUUGACUGAAAAACUUAUGCCUCUCUUAGCACCAUCGGUACCUCCGGGUUUUGAGCCUCACAGCUCCAUUGUGGCCCCUGAGGUGUUUGAAGAGAUGAGAACUUACAUGAACUGUGUCGACCCAGAGGAGAGAAGAAUAAGGGAAAUUAAAAUGAGGAAGACCUUGGAUGAGCUGUCGAGAGAUCCGGUUGCACAAAGAGCAUGUUUGAUUGGAAAAAGCUCCGGUCCUCUCGAUUGA
Messenger RNA from Brassica oleracea var. oleracea, 1044 nucleotides. RefSeq lists its product as uncharacterized. The transcript has a single exon. The coding region runs from base 1 to 1044 and encodes 347 amino acids. NCBI's taxonomy places the organism in Eukaryota, Viridiplantae, Streptophyta, Magnoliopsida, Brassicales, Brassicaceae. The record is from RefSeq and is a predicted model, not a curated record.